Messenger RNA from Vanrija pseudolonga, 5232 nucleotides. RefSeq lists its product as uncharacterized. Lineage: Eukaryota; Fungi; Basidiomycota; Tremellomycetes; Trichosporonales; Trichosporonaceae. The coding region runs from base 1 to 5232 and encodes 1743 amino acids. The record is from RefSeq and is a predicted model, not a curated record. The transcript has 4 exons.
AUGAACACUGCUGCACCGGCCCCACCGGUCUCCACUCAAUCGACUGCCUUCGGUCUCCGUCCCACCCACAACCUCUCGCCUGCUCGUUCCAACGGGUUCCCAUCGUUUAGCUCCUUCAACCAGCCCGUGAUCCAGCAGAAGUACGCACCGGCAGCGAGCUCGCCUCUCAAGCCCCGUCCUCAGAACCGCAACUCGGCGUUCGAGGAUGCCCCGUCGGACGGAGACGUCUUCAACGACCGCCUGUCAACUGGCGAGUGGGAAAUCGCUAGCCCGAACAAGGAUAUCAGGCACUCAAGGAGCUCCGAGUGGCUUAAGCGCAUCUCAAGGUCGACUGGCAACACAAACUCCACAGAGAGCGAUGAUGAGGACGAGAAGCUCCGGCUGCCUGCCGACCACCCCCGCAGCAACGGCGCGGGUGUGGUUCGUUCUCCAUCGGGGGCCGCAAAGGGCCUUGGCGCCAUUGUACCAUCGCCCAGCAACACGUCGCUGACCCCCCGCACGGAGGACUCGUACACGGCGCAGUUCCCUAACCCUCCCAAUAUGCCCUCUCAGCAAGCUGGACCCAACCCAAACUACAACACCGGGAACUCUGCCAAUGGGUACUCGCCUGCAGCUGUUCAGCAGAGAGCGUACACGGACGGUCAGAGAAACAGUGCCCCUCCUCCUCCGCGACCUCAACCGUGGCCCGCCCAGGCUUCCCCCGGUCAGCCCCAGCACGAAGUCGACCAGAAUCGCCUCUCCAAUCCUCUGGUGGAUCCAUUCGGAGUCCAGCACUCUAGAAACUCGGCGCUGCUCGCCGCCUCGACCGGUGGCAUGGUCAUGCUUCCCAGCACUGGAGGCAACUAUCUUCCUGGUAAAGGACCUGGCGAGGACGGAUCCAAGAAGAAGAGGAGGCCCCAGUCGUAUGUCCCUCCUCGAACCAGCCAGGCGUCAUCGUCGUCCAGUGGUUAUUUUCAGCCAGACUUCAGCCGUCCUGCCAGCCGCCCUUGGACCAACUCGCCAUCUCCCGUCGAACGCUCCACCUCGCCCACGACCAACAACUCGCGUGACGAACAAACCCCCAAACGGCGGACACACGCCCGCCGCCACUCGGAUGGCGACGUGCUUCUGUCACGACAGGGUACCCUCUUCCAUCCUGCGGCUGAUGAAGCGAGAUCUGCGCAGGAACUCGAGAUCAUGCUUGGCAAGCCCCGCUCGAGACGCCUGUCUGCCAACCGUCUCCUCCCCGCCCCAGAUGUUCCAUACGAGGACAAGGUCCGGCUCGAGGCCAGCAAGAAGAGCAAGGCUCGCGUCGAGCUUGACGUUGUUCUUGAGCGUGAGUGCGUGAUCGAAGGCGGCGAACUCCGAGGCCGUCUCGAGGUCGUUGUCCGCGGCGGUAAGCGCACCAAGGACCUACGCGUCGGUGCCGGCAAGAUUCGCGUGCUCGGCUUUGAAGAGAUGCCAGGACAUGGGGCCUCGACAUUGCGACACAUCUUCUACCAGCACCAGUACCAUCUGCCCGUCUUCCAAGAGACUGCCAACGGCCCACGAACCAGCUUGUUUGGCAGCGGUUCGGACGAGGAGGGCUUCCGCCUCGCCAACGAGGGCACUCACGCCAUCCCCUUCGCUGUUCCUCUCCCACUUGGUGGUGGUGCCAAGGGUUCGUACACGGCACCCGGUGGGAAGGGACCCGUCAUCCGCUACGUCGUUGUCGCCAGUGUCAAGCUCCACAUCCCGACCAAGAAUAAGCGCGCCAUCGCGCACUUCUAUCGACCGGUCGUCAUCCUUCCUUACCAUAACCCUGCUGUUGCUCUUGGACCACUGCGUUCUCCUCUUUUCGCGCAGACUGAUGGGACGCUUGGAUGGGCUCUUGGUGGUGAAAAGGGACGUGUGUCUCUUAUCGCUACCCUCGGUCGUCAGAUCUGGGUGGCAGGCCAGCGAGUAUGGGCCGAGAUCACUGUCCAGAAUGACAGCAACAAGAAGAUCACCAAGUACUCUGCAGCUGUGAUUCAAACCGUCGAAACGUGGACUACCGGUGGCAAGGGUGCCAAACCGACCAUCGCUACCGUUCGUAACAAGAUCUCCGAGGAAGUUGUCGAGGCAGACUUCAUGGACGUCGGAUCUGGUCACGUUACUGGCAAGGGUUGGUGGACCGGCUUGGAACCCGGAGAGUCGAACCGCUGGGACAUCAGCGUUCCUAUUCCCUCUGGAUACUUGUCUAUCCCACGCUCGAGGUUCAUUGAGGUGUCCUACGUGCUGAGAGUCACCAUCAACAACAACAUCUACGUCGAUGUCCCACUGGAGCUGAUCAACUUCCUGUCGGUCGACCCUCCUCCCAUGCCCAGCGAUGUGCGCCGUGCGAUGAACCGUCUUCCGGUGGCCACGACCCCACCACUGCCUGCGGGGGCCGCAGUUCCUAUUGCUGGACCUUCCCGCGACCUCCGCGGCCCAAACCAGGUGUACGGUGUUGAUGCCCUCGGAAUCUCGUACGUGCGCCAGCAUGUGCGCGACGACUCGGCAGGCAACAUGUCGGCUGCCAGAACCAGCUCGACAACCUUGCACCUUGACAACAUUGCUGGGCCAAUUGCCUCGGUCCAGCCCGGCUACACGGGCGCAGACCUGUCGCCCCGCCCUCAAUCACCUGGGUCGAUGUACUCCAACGAGCGGGGUGCUGCGUCGGCUGCUCACAGCAUGACUCGUGCCAAGCAGCUCACCGCUGAGCACCGAACGUUAUCCGAAAGCGGUCACAGUAUCGAUGACGAGGAGCGCAACCACGUCUUAGUGGAGGCCAACCGACGCGAAGGCCGACAGCAGAGCUUAGCGGCCUUGGAAGCUGAUAAUGAGGAAACAGAGUGGUUAAGCAACCGCAACUCGUCUUCCACUCAGGACGCCAACAGCUCGGGCUCCCACGAGCUCCGCCCCAAAUCGGCUGAGAGUGUCCACGAGGCCGAAGAAGGCGGACAGCACUCGGACGCUGAAGAGAGCGGCGAGAGAACUCCAGUGGUCACUCCAGCGCCACCCUUCCGCUCCAGCUUCCUCCCUCACAUCAGCGAGGCUGAGGAGGAGGACGACGACAUGCUGGAGGAGGUCAUGUCCUCCGUGAAUGGUGACAACCAACGCGGCAAGUUCUAUGACGACGACGAUCGCGACGAGCUCUCGAGUGACCUGGCUCCGGUCACUCCGACGUUGACCAGACAAAGCCCGUUCCUUCUCGACGUUCCCUCGCCGCGGUUGGGUCAAGAGGACCCUGCUCCACGUCGUAGUCUGGAGGAGCGACUGGCCUCUGCUGUUGGUCGACCUCUCCCCGCCUCACCUGUGACGUCGUCGUCGACCCACGGCGCCACUUUGGCAGCACCUGAGAAUGAAACAACGAGAGACCGUCCUAAGAGCGUCGACUACGCCGAACCCAUCUACAUUGGGGACCUGAGCCAGGAAUUUGAUCACGACCCGGGAUAUGACGCCGAUAUUGUGAGCGAGGGCCACUCCACCGUUGGCGGACUUCCGUCGCCCCGGGCAUUCGGUGGACGCCGAGAAGGUAUCAAGCAUUCGCUCUCACUGCCGCUUGCCUCCUCCACCAGGGACGGAAUGCCAGUGUUACCGUCGCCUGGGUCUGCCCGUGACAUUCACUGGGGCCCACAGUUCCGCUCUGUCUCCGGUGUGUCGGCUUCCAACCUGUGGGUUGACGUCGAGCCUCCUGUCAAGUCACCAAGCGCCAUGACGUUUGGUGCCCAGUCGCAGCCAAACUCUCAGCCUUCCAGUUGGUCUGGCCACUCGCCGAAUGCGCCGCACGAGGCGACAAUGGUACAGGGCCCGGAGGUGCCGGCGGCGGUGCCGGUUACGAGCCAACUCCACCGCGACCACGAACACCGCAACCUCGCGGCCAUGGCAACGGAGAUUCAGCGUGAUCAUGAGGUGCGCAAUCUGGCUGGCGCUGCCCAAGACGAUGACCAGGAUUACGGUUCAGAGGAGGAGCUUGCCCCGCCCAACCUCAGUGGCCUCCAACGCGUCUUCACUGGCAGCUCUGAUGACAAUUCCCCCUCUGUUCAGAGCUUCUUCACUGCCAACAGUGGUGAGGUGGAUGCGCGUGACGAGGACGAGGCCAUGCCUCCCUUGGCCCCUGCUUCCGAGAGCGCCAGCUCGGAGGACCACGCCACAAUCGAGUCACCGACCAUUCCAUCGGCCCCGACCUACAACCCAACGCCUCCCGUGUACACCCUCCCUCUGCCUCCUCCUCCCGAUGGAGCCAAGCGGUCGUCGAUGACUGUUCCUGAUCGUUUCCGCCCGGCGCCGCCUCCUGCCCCGUUAAGCGAAGACUCUCACGACUCGCACUACGCGCCUUCCAUGGCCUCGACGGCUCAUGGCAGUGAGGUGCUCCCGAAUGUCAAGAACAAGAUUGCUGCGCUCGAGUCGCGUGAGGAUGCGCUUCGCAAGUUUACUGUGGCGUCCAGUAUUGGUCUCGAGCCUCCUACACCGCCCGCUGCGUCAUCCCAGGCGCCUGGGUCGAAGCGUCGUUCUUACACCGCUGCUCUUGGUUCGCCGCGCUCCGGUGCACUGUCGUCUCGAUCUCCCGGACCGCGCGCGCCGCGUUCCCCGCAGUUUGGUCUCGACGAGCUCAGUGAUGCGAGCACGAGUGCAUACGUGGCGCGUCAUGUAUACGCCGAGUCAAUCGACAUGGGUGCCUUGUCUACUCCGACGACACCCACUGGCCCAAAGUGGCAGCACCGUGCCGCGCCGUCCUGGGACAACAGCACGAGUGAGGACCUGUCCUCUUCCGCGUCCAAGCUGCUCUCCCGUGCCCUCAGCUCGAGCAGCUCGAGGACGAACAGCACGACCGCUACGGACGUUGAGCUUGCGCUCUCAUCGCCGGCCCGCUCGCCCGUGAUUGGCCCCCGUGGUCCGCGUCAGCCGGGCUGGACCAAGACGGGUGUCGCAUCUACCGCUCUUGCGGCCCUCGCUGCCGAGUCGUAUGGGUCUGACGCCAAGGCUCCCGAGCCGAGCUUCAGUAUUCCCCGCCCGUCGUACAGCCCUUCGCCGGGCCAGACCCCGACCAAGGCCCCUUCGCCCCUGCCGUUAAUCAACAGCGAGUCCGCCUCCCUCGAGAGUGUCUCGAUGAUGAGCCACGGUCUUCACCCUGCCGAACGGCAGCCACUCAGUGUCCAGAGCACGGGCUCGAGUGGCUUCGGCAGCACUGGCUGGACUGGCGGGUCGAUGAGGCUUCCCCCUGUUGGCGGUCGUGCUCCCAACUACAAGUGA